AUGAAAUUUCUUGCACUGAUACUUCUGGCCGCUGGCCUCAUCCAAGCACUACCUGGAUUACACAAAGCCCGUACUUCAAAGGGUCCCAAGAAAGCCCCUCAGCCAACGUAUCUUUCACGACGAUCGAUAUUGCUCAAGCGCGAAAGCCUUCUGCAGCCAGUACAUCGCCGUGACGACCGUCUCGACCACUGUAGUAAAGCUGUUUGCUUGACAACAAAGACCUCAACAACUACCGCUUCCGCCUUUCCGAAAGUGAAGCGUUCUCCUUUACCUCCCACUUUUGCUCCUGGCAACGCUGGAAUACACCCUCCGGAGUUACUUAGCAGCGCUUGCUCUUGUUUAGUAUCUCCGGUAAUCAAGGUUAGGCAGAUAGCUACCAGCACAACAAUAACCACUCGGAAUUGGACACGCCACUUCACCAGGCUCACGACCAAGACCAUCCAGUCUACCGCUCCCACGACAAAAACUGCUGUUACCCCAUCCCUUCCUUCCAACUCGACAGACCCUGGUAGCCAAAGUAGCUCAGGCAACUCAGAUACGCCUUCAAGAUCUGUACCUACAACUUCAGUCGCUACUUCGGCAACGCUCCCUGCUAUCCAAUCUCCGAGCGUAUCCGACUUCCCUCCGGCGACUUCAGUCACUACAUCUUCAACUCUUACUGCUCAGUCUUCAAACGUAUUCGACUCUUCAUCAACGGCUCUCCCUACUUCCCAAUCUCCAAUCAUAUCCGACUCAUCACCGGCGACCCCCAUUGCUGCUGCUUCAACACUCCCUAAUACUCAGUCUCCCACUCCGUCUGACUUUCCACCGGCUUCAGCCGCUGCCACCUCAACCCAACCGGUAACUCAGCCUUCAAGCCUUCUUACCGUUUCACAAACGACCUCAAGUACUGCAGUUUCAACGCAUCAAAUCGCCCAAUCUCCAGGUCUAUCUGGCUCUUCUCCAAUGACCUCAGGUGCUGCAGCCUCCACUACAGCGGGUGUCAUCGCUGCUCCUUCAUCAACGAUCGAACCAUCUUCCCCACCUUCUCCAGCCGCUUACUGCACAGCUGCAGCUGGAGAGUUAAUCGGUCCCAUAAGUCAGCGGCCGUUCAACCCAGAGUGCGGAUUUUCCUACGCUCCUUCACCCGUGGAUCCCAGCACCAUCUAUACCGUUGCCUCGUACCUAGACUGUCUCGUGAUCUGCGAUGCUGAUCCAUUUUGUGCGGCAUUUUCGUACUUCUUUACACUUGCAACAGUCAAUUGUUAUGCAUCCAAUAUCAACGAGGAUUUCAUAUUCCCACCUGAACUGGAUCCUAAUGUCGACAGUGGGGAAAACGAUCUUGUCACUUUAUUCAUAAACCAGAUUUGGGUGAACAAGGUUCAGAUCUUUAACCUGGACUCAAAAGAAGCACAAUCGGCAAGAACCUGCGCGGGCUCUGUGAGAGGAAAGCACAUCAAUAUUCAAAAGUCCUCCGUCUCUAUUAGCGAUACCUUGUGA
Messenger RNA from Hyaloscypha bicolor E, 1479 nucleotides. RefSeq lists its product as uncharacterized. The transcript has 7 exons. The coding region runs from base 1 to 1479 and encodes 492 amino acids. NCBI's taxonomy places the organism in Eukaryota, Fungi, Ascomycota, Leotiomycetes, Helotiales, Hyaloscyphaceae. The record is from RefSeq and is a predicted model, not a curated record.